AUGGCUUUCCGUGGAGGGAGAGGAGGUGGCAGAGGAGGGGGUGGAAUAAAAGGCGCAACAUGGGAGCAUGAUGCUACCUUAAAGCUCGACUUCACACCAAAUGAUGACUAUCCUCGCCAUCCCAAUCUCAAACGCCCUUCUCCUCUCACACCCCAAGAACGAACACAAGUGAAAUACUACCGCACACUGCGCGAAAAGAUUCACAGCGGCCCUCUUUACACACAUUCUUCCAAGCGAGAUGUCGAGACACCUGCGAAGACAUUUGGAGAAAAACAAUUUAAUGAACAGUAUGGACGACAGACCAAGGCGGACUUUGAUCCCUUUCUAGGCGUUGAAACCUAUAGUAUGAAAUACCAACGGAAGAAGAGAGCUGUGCCGUUGGUGAGCGAGAUGAACUUUAAUAAGGAUUUUUAUCCCAAAGAAUUAUGGUCGGUUCUAGAUGGAGAAGAAGAAACCAAGGUCGCGAAGGACAAUGCCGCAAUAGCGGCGAUGGGCGGCGAAGAUCCAUCCGAGAAGACUCGAGCUCUACUAGCGAAGAUUGAGAGGGCGACGGGAGUAGAGGGGGCGGAUGGAGAAGGAGAGGAUAUAGGGGAAGAGGAGAUUGAAGAGGAACAGGACAACGAUUAUGAGGAUGACGAAGAUGAUAUGGGUGGUGAUUACGAUGCGGAGCAGUACUUUGAGAAUGGUGAGGAUGACGAUGAUGGUGGGGAUGGGGAUGGAGGGGGUGGGGAUGAUUAUUAA
Molecule: messenger RNA, 741 nt
Organism: Sclerotinia borealis F-4128
Lineage: Eukaryota; Fungi; Ascomycota; Leotiomycetes; Helotiales; Sclerotiniaceae
Source: the annotation of a GenBank genome assembly